Molecule: messenger RNA, 979 nt
Organism: Nelumbo nucifera (sacred lotus)
Lineage: Eukaryota; Viridiplantae; Streptophyta; Magnoliopsida; Proteales; Nelumbonaceae
Molecular function (GO): nucleic acid binding; zinc ion binding
Source: RefSeq, a predicted model, not a curated record
AUUCCGAUUCUAGUCUCUUGAUGAACCAAACAGCAUCAAUCGGAAUCCGAUUCCUGUUUGAAUCAAAAGAGAAUAAACCAUUCCGAUUCCGAUUUUAAGAGAUUCUUAUUCCGAUUCCGAUCACGAAUCAAACGGACCCUCCCUUAUAAUUACUCUAAAACAAUAUGUAAACAGUAAUAUUAGAAGUAAAAGGUAAAGAAAACUAUACUCUCUUUUCUUUCUCUUCCUUUUCUUACUUUUCAUCAAUUAGCUAAAUUAUAAGGGUAGUUUUAAAAAUUUUACCCUAAAUGAAAAUGCGCGCAUCGAGUUUUUGUUUUUCCCUCUCCCACUAAAAACCUUCUAUUCUUUUCCGUGUGUUUCCGGUGUUUAAACGCAGGAGACAGAAUUCGGUUUCUCGGUUUCAGAGUAAUUGAGAGAGAGAGAGAGAGAGGGGCAAAGAACCAAGCAUGGGUGGUAAAUGCCCUCACCGGAAAGUGAAGAAGAGAAGGCUUUCUCACAAAUCUGCUCGCCGGACCAAGUUCCUUGUCAAAGGCGAUGAUAUGGUUUAUGAGGAGCUUCGGAAGCCAGAUGGGGAGAAGAAGCCGCUUCCCCUGGAUGAAGAUCUUCCUGGGAUGGGUCAGUACUACUGCUUGCACUGCGAUCGAUAUUUUUCGAAUGUGUCCGUGAGGGACGAGCAUUUCAGAACGAAACGCCACAAGAAACGAGUGAAGCAAAUGAUGGGACCUGCACCCCAUACUCAACUGGAUGCUGAUUUAGCUGCCGGGAUGGGGAUGCCUGACAAUGGGCCAAAGCUGAUGUCUAUGUGAGGAGCCCAAUUUUUUGUUAUAGUUUGAGAUAUCUGAUUCUCUUGUUGAAGAUUCCUUACUAGAUUGAAAUGUUUUGCUUUUAUCCUUCUGCCAAGUUGAAAUCAACAAUAGUAAAACUCAAUAGAGAAAAAGUAGAUUAAGAUGGUCGUAUGCUUAGAAUACCAUUUAUAGCA